AUGGUGGAUGAUGCAUCUGUCAAUCAGAUAACGAAGGACAUUAGAAAGGAAAAUAAGUCCUUGAAGAAUAGAAUUCAUAGUAUACUUUUGGACAGUAAAUUUCUCGAUGAGAAGGUGAUUCCGUUUUUCCCAUAUCCUUUAGUACCUAAUGAGAGAUGUGGCCUAUGGUAUUGUAAACGUGCUAACUUCACCACUACCAGUUACUUUAAAAGCACAGAUGGUCAUAUAAAUCAGUGGGAUUUCAGCACCAGGAGGUUAAACUUCCAUCUGAUCCCCCUUAUAGAGGAACAGAAAGGAAUUAUUAUCAUAGAUAGUACUCGUCGAGGGAAAAAGAUCCCUGAUGCGUUAAGUAAAACUGUUCCAAUUUGGUGUGCAGUGCUUAACACCAUGAUCCUACAGCAUUGUGAAAAUGAAGAAGAUAAGUCAAGAGAGGUACUGUUUGUUCCGCCAGCUACUGUAUCAAAGUCCGAGUACGAAAGAAUAAAGAAUAAAAUACCUGAAUUAGUGGAAAAAUUAUGCAAAUUGGAUGUCAUCGAUGGUAAGAAAUUAUAUGAGCAAUUUGAAGGAAAUCUAUUGAGACCUAUAUGGAUACACCCAGGAUCAAGUAUUCUUCAGUCACAGUUCGAUCCGUUCACUGGUGAAAUUGUGUCCAAUUCUUCAUGGGAAGAGCCAUCUAAAGAAGAAAAAAUCAUCCCUAUUGUACUAUGCACAGUAAGUUAUCAAGUUCAAGACGGUGUCGACGUUCGAGACGGGUUUACCUAUGUUCAAGGUGCGGCUGACGAUCAUGAGUUGUGGUCUCACGGAUUAAGUCCACAACUGUUUUGGGAUAAUAUAGAACUAUUGAACAAUUUAGAACUAUCUGAAGAAAUGUUAGAAGAUUAUGUCGAAGAAAUAUUACUAUCUGAAAGUAUGAAGAUCACAAAUUUAGAGGUUGAUGGAGUCUUCAAAUCGAUUGAUAAAAUUACUGAAGAACUUUACCUAGGUAAUAUUGUAGAUGGUUUAGAAAUCAAGCAAAAUUUAAUGGAAAUGUUCAACAAGUCGUAUUCAUUAGUGAUUAUACUAAGUAACUCAAUCAAGCUUGCCUCUGAUGAGCAAAAUGAACAGUCAGCAAAUGCCAAAACUUCCAAAACUAACAUUAUAAAACUGUUCAGACUGCAGAGUGGGUCCAAAAAGAGUUCAAAAGAACUAAGAAGCUGUCUUCCAGAAAUUUGCGACCUUUUGACUGACGAAUUGUCUUCAUCCGGUUCAACAAAGAAACCUAUUUUGGUAUGUUGCAACAACGGAUCUGAUAUGUCAAUUGCAGUAAUCCUAGUCACACUCUCCAAGUUUUACACACAAGAAUGGAGAAGAACAUCAGAACAUACAGAAAUCAACAAAAUUACCAUCAGGAAGCAUCUAACCAAAGUCAUUUCACAUUUAGGAGGACGAAAUGUCAAUCCCUCCAGAGCCACUCUGAACAGUGUAAAUGACUUUUUGAUGUAA
Molecule: messenger RNA, 1482 nt
Organism: Tetrapisispora phaffii CBS 4417
Lineage: Eukaryota; Fungi; Ascomycota; Saccharomycetes; Saccharomycetales; Saccharomycetaceae
Gene: RIT1
Product: tRNA A64-2'-O-ribosylphosphate transferase
Exons: 1
Coding region: 1-1482 (493 amino acids)
Biological process (GO): charged-tRNA amino acid modification
Cellular component (GO): cytoplasm
Molecular function (GO): tRNA adenosine(64)-2'-O-ribosylphosphate transferase activity
Source: RefSeq, a predicted model, not a curated record